This is a messenger RNA of Diaporthe citri, 259 nucleotides long. RefSeq lists its product as uncharacterized. The annotation marks the transcript as partial. NCBI's taxonomy places the organism in Eukaryota, Fungi, Ascomycota, Sordariomycetes, Diaporthales, Diaporthaceae. The transcript has 2 exons. The record is from RefSeq and is a predicted model, not a curated record.
AUGGCAUCAAAUAUGAACAGGCGAGUGAUUACAGAUGUCCAGAGUUUUAGGUUAUUGACUAAGACAAAACCUAAUAUGGUGCAGAUUGUGCAAUAUUUUCAUGGAAUAGGAGUCAAGAAAUGGUACCCUGAGAAACUCAUCGAUGGUGUUUCAGGACUUGGAUGCGAAGAACUCAUAAAAGAGGUCUAUCAUUACUGCUGCACAAACAUCAGAAGUCCAGCUGACGAGCUGUGGUUUUUCGGUUUCAGCCGAGGUGCUU